Symbiodinium natans is the source of this 1380-nucleotide messenger RNA. Lineage: Eukaryota; Dinophyceae; Suessiales; Symbiodiniaceae. The record is from the annotation of a GenBank genome assembly.
AUGGGCAUGGUCGCUUCGGGGGCGCUGCUGGAAUACACGACCGGCAACAUGAAAGUUUUUCGAGACGUCCCUGCCCUGAUCAUCCUGGUCCCGGCCUUGUUGGGCUUGAAGGGGAACCUGGAGAUGACGCUGGGCGCGCGCCUGGGCUCGCACGCCAACAAGAAUGAGCUUGAAGGGGAGACCUUCUGGCCCAUCGUGAACAGCAAUUUGAUGGCCAUACAGGGCCAGGCGAUCGUCGUAGGCACGGUGGCUUCCAUGCUCGCGGCCUUUGAGAACUACAUCACAUCUGGCUGGAGCCCAGCCGAAGUCUUGCUGCUCGCUUCGAGCUCCAUCACCGCCGCCAGCAUUGCGUCUUUGGUGCUCUCCUGUCUCAUGAUUGCCAUUGUUGUGGCUGCGUCUCGGCGGGGGGUGGAUCCAGACAAUAUAACGGCCCCGAUUGCAGGAACCCUGGGAGACUUCUGCACUCUCAGCAUCGUGGUCCUUGUGGCGAAGCUCUUUUGGGCUCUCCCCGAGUCACUCUUUUUCACAGCGAUUCCCUGCCUACUCUGUGUGUACCCUUUCGUGGCAGCUUUCUGCUGCAUGGGCGCAUACCGAAGCAAGUACUCCCAUGAGAUCAUGAAGUAUGGCUGGUAUCCGAUCCUGGUUUCAAUGCUCUUGAGCAACCUGUCGGGACCCAUCUCCCAAGCCUCUAUCCAGAAGUUCAAGAACUUUGCUCUCUUCCAGGUGGUGAUGAACGGUGCCGGCGGGAACUUAGGGGCCAUAUUCUCAGCGAAGCUCUCAACCGAUCUUGCCCUCACAAAGGCCGAGUUGGAAGGCACAGUCAAAGCCUACUUGCAGAAGCCGCUAAACCUCCCGCCGGCCUUCCGCAUGCUCAACAAAAGUCUUAGCACUUUGGGGCAGACGAAAAACGAUCCACGGGUCCUGGGCCUUGGCAAUGCAGUUGACGUUCACCUGCAGCUCCGAAACAGCUGGGUGGAUUUGGAGAUGCGGGACCAGCACUUCGAGGAUUGGCUCUCCCUGCGCGUGCUCAGAGAGAGCGGGGAGAUGGGUCGCUUUGCAAGGCUGCUCUUUAUCCUCAUCGUCCCAGGCCAGAUUUUGUUUUCAUGCGUCGUGAUUGGAAAUGCAUCGGGUCUCUCGGCCCUGCCUACACCGCUUUUCCUAGCCUGCUUCAUCACGGCCAGCCUGUGCCAAGUAUCUAUCUUGAUGAUGGCAGCUCGCAGUCUCGUCGUCGUGCUCUGGAAGAAUCGCAUAGAUCCCGACAAUGCCGCCAGCCCCCUGAUCUGCGGUCUUGGUGACCUUUCGGGUACUUCGCUGAUGGCCCUCGCAUUCUAUGCCGUCCAAGAGUGUGGUGGUCAGGUCUGGCCCGGAGGAGGGCUCUGA